UAUAUAGCGUUUACAAAAUCGGAUUUAGUGUGCACGUCGUUUAAACAAUCUUGUUGAUUUUAUUUCUAACGUAUCAGUUAAGGUUCGGAUAAAAUCGAAGUUUUGACAUAGACAGGUAGUUUUGGGUAGAUGUGUAAAGUAUAGCAUGUAUUAGAAAUAAUGCAAGAAUAAUGUGUUUUGUUAUUGCAUAUGGUUAAUUUCAAUAUAUAACCGUGUAUAUAUCUAAUAAACAUGAUAUACUGUGGUAUAAGUGCUGAGUUGUAAUUAUUUAUAUAGAGAGGAUUUGAAGUGGAUAAGGAAAUAAAGUGAUUCAUAAAUAAGAUUUUAUAAGUUAUAUUGGUCAUAUUGAUCAAGGAACUAUAAACAUAAUAUGCAUUACUGUUGACAAAGCGCGGCUAAUAUUGUGUUACAUUUGGAAUAUACCAAGUGCUACUUAACUUAAAACGUCAUAUAUCUAACGAUCGCUUACAUGGGUAUAAAUAUUUUAUAUUCCUUUUAUAACUGAUGUGAAAAUGGCUUCCAGAAAAAGCGAAAUUCUCGACAGUCCACAAACUACCAUAGGGGCACAAGAUUUGCUGUGUAUAGGACAUUGUCAAAAGUCUGGUUUCCUUAGAAAACAAGGAUCGCUCGAAAGACUUUUCAAAUUCUUGAAAUGGCGACAGAAAUUUGUUGUUCUAUCAAGAGGGUGUAUCUAUGUGUUCAAAGACGAGCUGGCAUCUUGUCCUCAGAUGUCGUAUAGUCUGCGGCUAUUUCUAAGACUGUCACGAAAUGAUGACGGGAGUGUUAGAUGGUCUUUCUGUAUAUUCCCGGCAGAGGAAGGCGGGAAAUCACUUCUGUUCUCCUGUAUAAGCGAGCAGGAAAGGAAGGAAUGGAUGAAAUCCUUAAAAGCUGAAAUGGUAAAAGCUCAUAAAGUAACAGAAAAGACAGAUGAGAACAGGGACGAGUAUGUUUACAUUGAGAAACCUGUAAUAGAAAAUGCAUCUGUAGGAAAAAAGGCUAAACGGGAACCAGAUAAAAAGUCUAAUGGAAAGAAAGGUAAACGGGUACCAGAGUUACCAGUUGAUGAUGAUGAUGAAGAAGAAGAAGAAAUAGAUGAUGAUGAUGAUCCAGGGGGAGAGAAAGACUAUACAACUAUAGAUGAAUCAAUGUUAGAUAACCGACCACCUAUGCCGGCACCAGCAAGUACGAAGCCUCCAGAGAAGAAGACGCCUAUCAAACCAAAUUUUAAGCCAGCAUUACCAAACGAUAACAAACAAACAAAAAUCCAACAUGAAAAGAAAGCAGCCUCUUUACCAGCAUCCGUCAAUCUGAAUGCCGUUCUCAGGGAAGCAUUUGAAUACGACGGAAGUGAUAGGGGUCAAAUAGAACAGUUGUUGGUGGAAAGACCAGAAGGGACAUAUCUAGUUAGAAAAUCAAGAUCUGAUGGAAAAGAGGUUCUUUCGGUUAACAUUGAAGGAUGCUUAAAAGAGUUUAAAAUUUACCCGAAGAAUAACGGCGUGACAAUUGACAGCACUAUGUAUUUUUCGACAGUUGAAGAGUUAAUUCAGUAUUACACGGAACAUCUUUUACCAAAGAAAACAACCAGACUGUAUCGUGCAUACACUGUACUUGAUCCAAGAUACGUAAACUAAACGCUCGUUCAUCUAACAUAAAUGAGCCGCGUCAGAUGCGCAGGCUGGUCUGGAUCCAUGCUGGUCGCAAACCCAUUAUGUUGGUUUUGUCGUGACACGGCUCAAAUUAGUUUCAAGGGACACGCCAUAUUCUUCUUAUUGUUAUUGUUAUUAUUUGCUUAUUGAAUUUUUGAUUCGUGGUGCUUUAUGCAUGACUUAACUUUUGAGUAUUUUGAGGAAACGAAAAAAUGUUUAAUCUUUGAUUUAUACGAGAUACCAUGUAAAAGCACGUGUUUAGCCUAGAGGGUACGUCGUUAUAAUCAUUUAUUCGACCCGUGAUUUCAUAGGUAUUCGUAUUGUAGUGAUGCUUGUGCUUUACUUCAAUAUACUGUAUUUAGAUCAUGAUACGUCAUUACGUAAUUGCAUUAUUUCCUUAAAAGACAAAGCGAAAUUUGUGUCAUAUAUGUUGUUCAUCAUUAAUUUUCAAAAUAAUGAUAUAUUUCUUUACUUUCAUACUGCCUUGUUCAUAAUACCUACUGUUUGUUGUUGUUGAUUUAGUGGGAAGGGGGUUGGAUAAACGUCGCACCAACACAAUACAGGUCAUAUGGCGACUUUCCAGCUUUACCGAUGGAGGAAGACCUCAGGUGACCCUCCAUGCAUUAUUUCAAGCACGAACGAGCACCUGAGUAGAACCACCAACGUUUCGACUCGCAUUAAAAAUUCAAAGUCCCUAACGAGAUUCGAACCCACGGCGGUGCGGGACAAGUGGAUUGAAGUCAAUGACACAAACGUUCGGCCACAAACGCCACAACCUAUUUUUUUAAUCUAAUAUUAACACAAUAGUUAUAAUCUUUGUUUACGUCUCAUCAUUGUAUAGACAUCAUAUACAAAACGUUUAGGGCAAAAGUUUACAUCAUAACAGUAAAAUACCACUCCAACAUGGAGUUAUAAGAGAUGUCCGUGUAAUGUCAGUAACCCGAGCAACCGUGCAAAAAGUUAUCCCGUUCGGCUAUAUGUAGAUAGGGGUAGAUCGGCAAAUUUUUUGUGAGAUGAUUAAACUAAAGCAGUGAAAGAAUAGAACAUUUUUAGUUUAAGUGUUUCAUGACAUUGUUUAGUAUCAUAAAUAAUUUAAGUAGUAAAAUUAUCAAAUUCAUUUAAAGUGCUUUUUACAGUAGUAUUUACCCAAAAAUACAAAAUUAAAAGAAUGUAGGCUAGUGUUUAAAAUGUGGGAAGAAUUUAAAACAUAUCAAACCUUUGUGUAUUCAGUAGAAAUAUGAAUGUUAUAAAUUGUUUACUGUAUCAAUUUACGAUAUUGUGAUAAGAAGUUUUCGAUACGCUUGUUUAGGUGUAAUAAUACAUAUAUAUAGCUUUUCAUGUGACUGUUGCUCUAUCAAAAGUACAUUAAACUUCUGUAUCAUGUG
Messenger RNA from Ruditapes philippinarum (Manila clam), 3031 nucleotides. RefSeq names its product SH3 domain-binding protein 2-like. Lineage: Eukaryota; Metazoa; Mollusca; Bivalvia; Venerida; Veneridae. The coding region runs from base 513 to 1631 and encodes 372 amino acids. The record is from RefSeq and is a predicted model, not a curated record. Gene Ontology annotation, biological process: signal transduction. The transcript has 12 exons. Gene Ontology annotation, molecular function: SH3 domain binding.